GUCACCUUGAAAAACACCAAAAGCAAUGUCGUUUUUAGUUGCGUCGUUGCUGACUAUGUAGAGGUUUUGUGCUGUGUGUGUCCUCAUCCUAAAGACCUUACCCUUCUUAAUUCUUGCUCUUAUCCUUCUCUUUCCCGACUAUUCUCCUCAGAAUCUUCAGAUCUGCUCUGAUUCACUCUCAGGUUUUUACUCUCUUCUUCAAUAUGUACUGUGAUUCUCCAUGGGGAGUGCAUCAUCGAUGUUAACUCAAUAUGACAUUGAAGAAGUCCAAGAACACUGCAACAAGCUAUUUUCCCAGCAAGAGAUAGUGUCAUUGUAUCAGAGAUUUUGCCAAUUGGAUCGCAACGCUAAGGGUUUCAUCUCUGCUGAUGAGUUCUUAUCAGUGCCAGAGUUUGCUAUGAACCCACUCUCUCAGAGGCUGCUUAAGAUGGUUGAUGGUUUGAACUUUAAGGACUUUGUCGCAUUCUUGUCGACAUUUAGUGCUAAAGCAAGUUUACAACAGAAAAUAGAACUUAUCUUCAAAGUUUAUGAUUCAGAUUGUAAUGGGAAGGUGACUUUCAAUGACAUAAUAGAAGUGCUGAAGGAUUUGACUGGCUCAUUCAUGUCUGAUAAACAAAGAGAGCAAGUCUUGAGCCAUGUACUGCAAGAAGCUGGUUACACUAGGGAAUCUUCCUUUUUGUUGGAGGACUUCAUUAAGGUUCUUGGCAGUUCCAGUAUCAAGAUGGAUGUAGAAAUCCCAGUCGACUGAGCUAAUUCCAUGACAUGACCCUACUGGAUUCAAUAUGAAACCGAGAGUGAACACUUUGGCAGCCUUUUUUAGAUCAAUUAUAUACAGAAAAAUGAAGACAUACACUUGUAUAAAUUUCUUCUCUCUGUUUUCCAGUCAACAAUAAAGUACAGGAACCUGUUUAUUCCAAUAAAAUCGUAGUGAUUCACCAUCAA
Messenger RNA from Vitis vinifera (wine grape), 942 nucleotides. RefSeq lists its product as uncharacterized. Gene Ontology annotation, molecular function: calcium ion binding. The transcript is spliced from 7 exons. Lineage: Eukaryota; Viridiplantae; Streptophyta; Magnoliopsida; Vitales; Vitaceae. The record is from RefSeq and is a predicted model, not a curated record. The coding region runs from base 221 to 748 and encodes 175 amino acids.